Molecule: messenger RNA, 1352 nt
Organism: Limulus polyphemus (Atlantic horseshoe crab)
Lineage: Eukaryota; Metazoa; Arthropoda; Merostomata; Xiphosura; Limulidae
Product: general transcription factor 3C polypeptide 5-like
Exons: 5
Coding region: 126-1190 (354 amino acids)
Source: RefSeq, a predicted model, not a curated record
CGGGAAUAUUGGUUAACUUUAAUCAAAAAGUAGGCUUAAAAUCAACGUUUCGUGUAUUACAAAUUAUUAUGAAAAGGAUUUUUGGACACAUUCUUGAAGAAGUAGAUACAUAGAAACACGACUCAAUGGCAUAUCGUCGUAUGGUUCCUCCACCUCCUCCUUUAGUUUUACCAUCAAGGCGAAGUUUAUAUUCUGAAGAUAACACAUCUGAUUCAUCCUCUCUUUUUUCAAAUACUGUAUUUUCAUCUUCUUAUGCAAGAAAAGGUGUUCCCUCUCCCAUGUCAAUGGUUUUAAAAGUACAGCAUUUAGCUUCUUUGAGAAGGUCAAAAAAUGAUGUUUGUUCCAGUUCAUUAGUUGGGAUUGACCAGGUUGUUUCAUCAACAGCUUUAGCAGAUAGUGAUUUAACCCAAAAGAAUCAUCUGGAAGUUGAUAAUUCAAGCAGUUUAGUUGAUCAAGCUGAAAUCGAAGAAUAUAUGGAAAAUAAUUUUAAUCAGAACACUGAUAACCUUAUCCAUCAUCCUUCAAGACAGGUUGAUAAAAAUAAUUUAGAAGAACAUUGUAAAACAGAAAUGUUUUCAGGACUGGGACAUUAUAAGGAAGAUAAAAGUAAUCAAACUGCUUCAAAUAAACAGAAGAACUAUGAUUUUAUUAGUAUAAUAAGCAACACAGUGGAAACAACCAGGAGUGAAAGAACUGAUGAAAGUAAUUCAAAUGGAGAAAAUUUAGCUGAAGCCAAAAUACUGAAAGAAAAGAAAAAAAAUUCAAGUUACUCAAGUUCAACAACACAAAAGAAACAUUUUGAGCUGACAAAAUCUAGAAAUCUUAAAGAAGACUACAGUGUAGACAAUGAAAGAGAUAUUCUUGUAGAUAACAGUAAGAACAGAGAAAAUGAAAAACAACAUAAAAUUACUUUCAAUAACAACACAAAUAGUACAGAAAGUAAAGAAAAUGCGAAUGACUAUCUUAGUAUUUUGAAGAACAUAAGACAAAAUUAUCAAAAAAUGGCAAAGAAUGGAGGACAAUUAGGGCAUGAACCGGAGAGUGUCACAGAACUUUCUGUAAUAUCAUUUAAUGAUAAAGCUAUAGAAUGUCAGUCUUCAAGUACCUCAAAGGAAAUGCAGAAUUCCAAAGACGAAAAGAAGUUGGAGAGCACUCAGAGACUGGAUAUUGCGUCCACUGAAAAAUGGUAGAGUUUGUGUGGAAGGGAAAUUAAGUGGUGACACAGAGUCAGAUGAAAGGUGGAAGAGUACGGGUAUUGUCCAACGCCUUAAUAGACGCACAGUUGUAACCAGUAGUGGGUCGGUGUAUAAACUCAUUGGAUCUAUGAAGAAAGCUCUUGCUCUGGAAGAAGG